AGAGGAGGAGACAGAAUAUCAGAUUAACACCAAAAUUGACCCGGAGAGUGACACAGAAGGAAUGGAUGAGGACUCUGUGAGUGACCACAGUUAUGAUUCCAGCGCGGAAGAAAUGUUUUUGGAAGGAAAAGAUCCACUUUUAGACCAGGACUCGGAUGAACAAUGGGAACCCACAAUGUCAAGGUGUCCAUCCCCCACUAAUUCAGACGCUGAAGCUGGUUCAUCCAGCAGGACCCCUGCUGUCUCGGGCUCCACACCUUCCCCCGCCCGGCCAUCUAGAGGUGUGAAGAGGCCAGCCCAGAAGCGGAGGAGGGCCAGUGAACCAGCGACAACUACCACUGAGGCAGAGGACCGUUGGCACACUGUGCUAGAAGAUGAUGUGGAGCCACUUCCACCAACAUUUAGACCGAAAAGGCAGCCAGGACCUCAGCUGGACAUGACUGCAAAGUACAGCCCCCUUCAUCUUUUCCAGAUGUUUUUCUCCUUGUCAGUUCUUGAUUCGCUGGUUUCUAACACCAACAAGUAUGGGGCUAAGACACAAGCAGGCAAGAAAGAGGCAUGGAAGCCCAUUUCCAUCCAAGACCUGUACUGUUACAUCUCACUGGUUAUUUACAUGGGGUUUGUGAAGUGUAAAAACCUCAAGGACUACUGGAGAACGUCAACACUCUACCAACUGCCUUUCCCCUCCACUGUCAUGUCUUCUAAAAGGUUUCUGACUAUCUCGCAGGCGCUUCAUAUCAGUGACCCACAAGUUGACGACGACAAUGACAAGAAGAGAGGCACAGCAAGCUUUGAUAGGCUCUGCAAAAUCAAACCACUCUACCCCAGCAUGGUUGAGGCUUGCAAGACCCAUUUUCAACCCAACCAGAACCUGUCCAUAGAUGAGAGGAUGGUAGCCUCAAAGGAUAGAAUUGGCCUCAAACAAUAUAUGUGUAACAAGCCAACAAAGUACAAACUGUUUGUUUUGGACGAUUCUGUGUGUGCCUACACUUUGAAUUUUUUUGUUUACGAGGGGGAAUCCAUCUCAGCCACCGGUAAGGGACUUAGUUAUGAUUCCGUUAUGGAAUUAUUCGAUUUUCAACUGCUGGGGACGGGCUACAAACUGUUUGUGGACAACUUCUACACAAGCCCUACCCUGUUCACAGACCUGAGGAAGCUGAAUGUGUGGGCUUGUGGCACCAUUCGUCCCAACAGAGUGGGUUUUCCCAAAACAAAAGUAAACGACAUGCCUAAGCGGGCUGAUAGGGGUACCAUGCGAUGGAUUCGUAAAGAUGACCUGCUCUUUGUGAAGUGGAUGGAUACCAGAGAGGUGGUCAUGUGCUCCAGUAUCCACAAAUCGUACAGUGGCGAUCACGUCGUCAGGCGUGUGAAGGACGCUAAUGGGGAACAGACCACUAAAAAUGUUCCCAUUCCUGCUGCUGUGAAGGAUUACAACAAGAGCAUGGGAGGUGUGGACCUGUCAGACACUCUGAUAGGCUUCUACAAUGUUCUCCACAAGACAAUGAAUUGGUACAAGACAUUGUUUUAUCAUUUCAUUGACAUUGCUGUGGUGAAUGCAUUCAUCCUUCAUAAGGAAAUGGCUAAGAGCUGUGGACAGACCCCCAUGACACAGCUAGCCUUCAGAAAGCUGCUCAUCCAGGAGCUUGCUGGCUACGGCACAAAUGGUGUUCACAUGGCCAAAUUCAUAACUGCAGGCAUGAAUGUGCCUCCGGGCAAAAAGGCCACAGCAUGGAGGCGUCGUUGUGUUCUUUGUCGCAUGAAGUCCCCCAUCACCUGCACGACUUGUUCGCCUUCAUCACCGCCCCCGGAGUCUCUUCACUGUCUGAUCUUCAGCCCCAUGUUCACAGGAGAGCCCACCUGCACUCAGCUGGUCAUGUGCCUUAACAGGAAAAGGAUAUGA
Molecule: messenger RNA, 1900 nt
Organism: Salvelinus namaycush (lake trout)
Lineage: Eukaryota; Metazoa; Chordata; Actinopteri; Salmoniformes; Salmonidae
Product: piggyBac transposable element-derived protein 4-like
Exons: 5
Coding region: 62-1900 (612 amino acids)
Source: RefSeq, a predicted model, not a curated record